AUGCGCAAGGAGUGGAUCGGCCAGAAUCCGUACGCAGAGAUGAACUUGUCGGCGGAGGUGAAGCACCAGCUCAACGACCUCGUCAAUGAGUUCGUGGAGGGGUAUUUCCAGCAGUACGAGGACUUUGUCGCCUUCGAAAACCGUCGAGUGGACAAGCAGCGCUGGAGACAUCUCAAAUCCAAGGACGACCUGCACGUGUAUGAAGACCGCAAUCGUCUAGAGAGCGACCAGGACAUGGAGCCAUGGAAACCAAGCUCGCAGGGUGGAGCAGCACCGGCGAAGUCAGACAUGCCCGUGCUGCUACGUGUUGGAACGGUUCUCGGCCGUUUGGACGACCUCAUGUUCGGCUGUGUGAACCCGACACUCGAUGUCAUGCGCAUCCGAGCGUCGUACGUCCACGAUGUGCACACUGCUGCGAUCUUGUGCCCCGUUAUCGAGCCCAGCAAAGAGGAGCCGUUCCGUUCGCUCAUCGUCAAGUGGCUCACCUUGGAUAACCCGUUCGAGUCCACGAAUCUUGUCAAGACCCGCGACUUCGUGUACGUCGAGGGUACGGGCAUUUUACACUUCGCGAACGGCGACCGAGUCGGCUACCACCUCAAGCAUUCCAUUGAGUUCCCGGAGACCGCGCCGCGCCAAAAUAUCAUCCGCGCAAAGAUGUCGUACUGCGGCUUUUAUCGCCAGGUGAAGGACAACAUCAUCGACGUGUUUGGCACGAGCACUACGGUUCCUGGCGGAGAUAUCCGUCGGUUUAUAGCAAACCGAGUUGCGACGGACAGUCUGCUGUCGACGAACAAUCUCGUAUUCUGCGGCCAGAUGAAGAAAAUGUCGUGGAUGCUGCAGCAGCCACGCAACGUGGGUCUUCAACAAGAGCGAAACAAAAACUGCGUCGUGUGCAACAAGAAUACUGCUUCGGGGAUCAGGGGGAGGAUCGGCAAGAGUACAUGCAAGCUGUGCUAUGGUUCGGUGUGCUUUUCGUGCAAGAUCCACUGGCGUAUCAGCUUCAUCGCGCCUGGAGGCAAGCUGAUUCGACGAAAGAUUGCAUUCUGUGCGACGUGUAUCACCCGAGCUUCGUUCUGCGACGCGAAGGAAGCUGCUAGAGACCAAGCUACGGGAUAUCGGCCCUACAAAGUCUUCUCCACAGCCUCUCACUCGGACACAGCGGAACUGUCCGAGUUUUUGACUGAUUCUCGUUCUGAUGUAGCGGAUAUGUUAGAUUGGGAGUGCUUAUGA
Messenger RNA from Phytophthora sojae, 1230 nucleotides. RefSeq lists its product as hypothetical. Bases 1 to 1230 code for a protein of 409 amino acids. Lineage: Eukaryota; Oomycota; Peronosporomycetes; Peronosporales; Peronosporaceae. The record is from RefSeq and is a predicted model, not a curated record. The transcript has a single exon.